ACGAGAAAACGCGAGAAGCAAGAUGUCUGCGUCCAUGUGUGUGCAUGGAGGUUGUUGAUGUUCUCUUUUCAACACUAUUUUGAAGUAUUUUCACUUUGUUAAUGGAACUGCAGGUCUGUCAUCAUGAGUGAACCUGAGCAACAAGAAGCCGAGAGUGUGAUAAAAGACGAUGGAGUGUGUUCCAACUCUGAAGAUGAACGUGAAAGCGAAAGCCAUGAUUAUUCAGAUGACGACGAGGAAAUGAAGGGCUUAUCAAAGAGGGCAAAGAAACGACUACUAAAACACAAACGAUGGGAAGAAACGAAAAUGUUGAAAAGAAAACAGGAGAGGUUGAAGAAGAAGCGGAAGUUUGAAGAUGCCCGAGAGAGAGGGCAGGAUAUAGGGCCGUCCAGGAAAUCCCUGAAGAAGAACUGCAUGCAGAACUCAGGGUGUAAAGUGAAGGCAGUCAUAGACUGCUCCUUCGACGAACAAAUGACCGAGAAGGAUGUGCGCCAUCUGGUCCAGCAGAUACAACAUAGCUACUCCGCCAACAGACGGGCAAACAACCCACUUCAGUUCUACGUGUGUGGCAUUAACGGCAAGGCGCAGCAGAGACUAGAUCAGAUUGGUGACUACAAAGGAUGGGAUGUGUACUUCAAGACGGAGAACUAUCUGGACCUGUUCCCAAAGGGGGAUGUGGUGUACCUGUCCAGUGACUCCCCCAAUGUGCUGCAGGAGCUGGAGGAUGACAAGGUGUACAUCAUCGGGGGACUGGUCGACCACAACCAUCACAAGGGUAUGUGCCACCAGCUGGCAGUGGACAGAGAGGUCAGCCACGCCCAGCUGCCCAUAGCAGAAUAUGUGGACAUGAAGACACGCAAAGUCCUCACCAUAAACCACGUAUUCGAGAUCCUCUUGAGGUAUACAGAGACCAGAGAUUGGAAGAAGGCAUUUUUCCAAGUCCUCCCUCAGAGAAAAGGAUUGAAAGAAAAAGAAAUGGAAGAUGCACAGGAUGAUCCUAAUAAAGAUCUUGCCGUGAAAGCUGAAACAGUCAAUAGUGAAGUAUGUAGUGAUGUAAACAGUAGUAAACAAAUAAACGCCAAUACUAGCUGAUGCUGGCUCUUAAAGUGACUGUCAAGCCAACUUUAAGGAAAUAUAGGACUGCCAUUUGACCUCAAGGAAUGGACAAACAGAGCAGUGUGUUUAGACGUUGGUACAGUGCCAAGUGGCAUUUUCAUUUUUCAGAUAUUUCUAAAAAUGCACAUUUCAUCAUUGUUACUUGUUCUAGUUUUUCAACCAUUGUGAAAUCAAUGUCAGUACGAGGCUCCUCUCAUCAACCACUAAUACAGCUGUAUGACUACUUUAAACUGUGCUUUGUAUUUGAGAAAGUUUUUUUAUGGAUAGAAAAGGUCAUCAAACUCAUAUCAAACAUCAUAUGAGUAAUGAGUACCUGGAGGUCGACCUGGCUGAUAGUGUGUCAUUAUGUCCUAGAGGUCGACCUGGUUGAUGGUGUUAUCAUGCCCUAGAGGGACACCUGGAUGGUGGUAUGUCAUUGUGUCCAAAUGGUCGACCUGGCUGAUGGUAUGUCAUCUUUUCCUAGAAGUCAACCUGGUUGAUGAUGUGUCAUUGUGCUCUAGUGGUCGACCUGACUGAUGGUAUGUCAUCAUGUCCAAGAGGUCGACCUGAUUGAUGGUGUGUCAUUAUGUUCUAGAGGUCAACCUGGUUGAUGGUGUUAUCAUGCCCUAGGGGGACACCUGGAUGGUGGUAUGUCAUCUUAUUCUUGAGGUAGGCAUGGCAGAUGAUGUGUCAUCAUGCCCUAAACGUUGCAAUGGCUGGUGGUGUGUCAUUGUCCUAGUGGACAUGGUGAAUAAUGUGUCAUCAUGUCCUAGAGGCAUACAACAUCCACUCACUCACUCUAAAGGUUAUUUGCCGGUGACUGAGUUUGACAUGGGAGACAACUGUCCCUGUCAAGACAAAAUGAAUACAAGGACUGAGUAAGAUAGAAUUGGAUGCCAAUGUAUGGUAUUACUUUGACUCUGUGCAAUUGAAAGAAAUGUCCUACUAUUGAUGUAAACUUGUCAAGGUUUUUUAAACCUGCACUUUAUGAUAUUUAACUCUGACGGAUGUAUGGGAUUAAAGCUAUGAAAAACGAGACAACAGUCAACAGUGUUAGAUUUAUUCCACUCUGCUGCUAUGUACAGACUUAUCACAGGAUGUGAACACACAGGUGUUAAGACACAACAGGAACACAGGGCAACAACACGUCAGCAAUAUAAGUGACCAGCCAUUUAUUACAGGGGUGUGUGAGUCAGAGGAUUUUGAUGCACUAA
Messenger RNA from Haliotis rufescens (red abalone), 2309 nucleotides. Its product is annotated as tRNA methyltransferase 10 homolog A-like. Lineage: Eukaryota; Metazoa; Mollusca; Gastropoda; Lepetellida; Haliotidae. The record is from RefSeq and is a predicted model, not a curated record. Gene Ontology annotation, biological process: tRNA N1-guanine methylation. Bases 124 to 1092 code for a protein of 322 amino acids. Gene Ontology annotation, molecular function: tRNA binding. Gene Ontology annotation, cellular component: nucleoplasm; nucleus. The transcript is spliced from 7 exons.